Messenger RNA from Ornithodoros turicata, 1062 nucleotides. RefSeq lists its product as uncharacterized. Bases 362 to 1042 code for a protein of 226 amino acids. The record is from RefSeq and is a predicted model, not a curated record. Lineage: Eukaryota; Metazoa; Arthropoda; Arachnida; Ixodida; Argasidae. The transcript is spliced from 10 exons.
CCACCUUGAGGCUUCCUAAACUUCAUAAUACGACGAGGGGGGAAUUUAUUGUAAAAAAAAAAUGAAAAAGAAAGAUAAAAGCAUCUCUAUGGACAAAAGGGCAACACCCUGACCCUAGUAUGGCUUUGAUGGUGUUCACAUUUUAACUGUUACUACUUGUGUUUGUAUUUUAUAUUCGCUCUGUGCGCCAUCGGUUAUGCCCUUGGGCUGUUGGUGGGGACUAAGUAAAUAAAGAACACGCAUAGAACGGCAUUUUUUUUUUCUUCUUCCGAAGUGACACGGUGCGAACAUUAGAGACUUCUGCUGCAGACAGCACGAGUGGCGAAGACGACAAAGUUACUGAUACACGCACUCGAAAAUCAUGUUCUCUCCCUGUCUCGCGUCUCAGUGCUGCAGUUGUGCUAGCGUCAGAUGUGGCCUCGCUGUCUACGCAUUUGUGGUCAUCGCGAUUAAUGGAUCCACCGCACUCUACAUGCUCCACCAGGAUUUACUGAGUCUGGAUAUCAUAUUCGCAAUAAGUGCGAUCCUUUGCGUCAUAAAUGUGAUUAUGCAUGUUUGGCUCUUAGUAAGCGUCGUUCUGCAAGUCCAGUCAUUAUUUGUAGUAUUCCAAUAUUAUCUGCUAAUUCACCUGGUCGCUUCAGUUAUUAUCCUUGGAUUCAAGAUAAACUGGAGUAUAUCCCAAGGUGUGGAAAACAGUAACACAACCACUACGACAGAAGCCUACCUCAAUGAAACCCUGUCGCUGAUGAACGAAACGUCGCUGAUGAACGAAACGGAGGUAACCACGAAGUCUUGGGAAGAUACAAUGGUUUCUGAGAUUUCGGAUCUCCUCCUGAUUUUCAUGCUCGGCAUCGACGCAACCAACAUAGUGACAGACAUUGUCUUGUUUGGCUUCACCCACUACUACAGCUUAUCCGUGACCGACAUGGCAACUGCACCACUGAAAGCGGCAACGGCGGUGGCGGCAACGGCGGCGGUGCCAGUUACCGCGAUUGCUUCAGUUGCUAGUCUAGCCGUCCGACGGCUCACUUUGCAGAAAUAGGUCACGUUGUGAUGCUUGAU